Molecule: messenger RNA, 2188 nt
Organism: Sphaeramia orbicularis (orbiculate cardinalfish)
Lineage: Eukaryota; Metazoa; Chordata; Actinopteri; Kurtiformes; Apogonidae
Gene: ankrd34ba
Product: ankyrin repeat domain 34Ba
Exons: 5
Coding region: 467-2107 (546 amino acids)
Molecular function (GO): protein binding
Source: RefSeq, a predicted model, not a curated record
GAGAGAGCCUAGCAACGGGACACGGUAGUGAGUAAAAGGUGAUUGCCCCCUGAAAGGAAAAAAUCAUAGUCCAGUGCUGACAUCUAGCGGUUGAUUCACGAACUGCGGCGUGAAUUCGCAGUGUUUCUAUGGCUACAACCAAGUCCGAGGACUGGACAGUUAACAGCUGGUAAACACAAUCUGAAAAUCCGUCCUCUGACUUACUGUCACCACACACUGACUCAACAUCGCCUGCUCAGAAAGGACGUCAGUCGCAGUUCUGCUACAGGAGAGUAAAUGUCAGCAGAAGAGGACUGAUUCUGGCUGAAGACUGAGACUGCUUACCAUCUGGAGUUUAUGGACAUUUACAUUCUCACAGACAGGAAAAAUGAUCCACUGCUGAGUUGAUUAUAAGGACUGCAACGUCCAUAAAUUACAUAAACCUCUCCUUCAAAGUCUCCACAGCUAUCAGUUUGAACCAAGAGGAAUGGAGGGAGCAGGUGGGGUUUCUGAGGUUGCUCUGGAUUCAGGUAACCCCUUACUGAAAGCAGUCUUCCUCCGCCGCCUGCGACUCACGCGUCUGCUCCUGGAGGGAGGGGCUUAUAUCAACGAGAGUGACAGCCAAGGCCAGACCCCCCUGAUGGUAGCCUGCAGGACCCAGCAUACUGAUGCCCAGAGCGCCAGCAAGGUCAAGCUGGUCCAGUUUCUUCUAGAAAAGGGAGCAGACCCCAACAUCCAGGACAAGGCAGGGCAGUCAGCUCUGAUGCAUGCCUGUCGAGAGCAGGCUGGCCCUGAAGUGGUGUCACUGCUUCUGGCCAACGGAGCAGACAUUAGCCUAGAGGAUCAGACUGGGACAUCAGCACUGGUCUAUGCAGUCACAGCUGGGGACUGGAAGGUGGUAAGGCUGCUGCUUGACACAUGCAAGGCCCAAGGGAAGGAGGUGAUCAUUAUAACAGCCGACCAGUUACCAUGUGGGAAACUCCAAGCAAAGCAGUACCUUAGCAUGCCUCCCCUUGGUCCUCUAGACCACUCAGAUAAACUCACAUCAGCAGCUCCUGCAUCUCCAUCUGAAAUUCAGCUCAUCACCUCCCCACUGUGCAACUCCACCUCCUCUUGUUCCCCCAAGCCAGUCUUCUCUUUCAAAGAAGCCCAGUUCUGUGGAGGUAGUGGUGUAAGCUCCCAUCCAUGUUCACCCUCACACCUCCGAGGACUUGGCCAAGCGGCGGGUAAUGGACUUCAGCAGCCCCUCCUCAGACUGAACUCUGAGCCUUGGCUCAAGAUCCCAGCCUCAUUGCUCACCCAACAGCUUCGUGAUGAGUCAGAAAAUGGCCCAGACAUCCACCAAACUGAAGUUCUCUCUCUCAGAGUUCCCAAACUGAAUGGUGACAAUUUUAGAAAUUCAACAACAGAGAGCUUGAAAAGACUUGAGGAAAGAUUACCAAUGGAUGAAGGAGUUGGCGAAGACAGAAAGAAGGACCAUGUCAAACAAGGAGGACAAAAGAUAUCUUUACCAGGUCUUCUCUCAUCCCACUCUGCCUCUCAUCCAAACCUACACUCUGAGAACCUUGUUGGAGACUCUCUUAGCUCUUCUUCCUCCUUUUCUGGCGGGAAAAACCUUGGCAGCUCUCUUCACAGCUUGGCAUCUUCAAACCUUUAUACCAUCAUCCAGAGGCGAAAGCUUGGGGCAGACAUCUACAGCUCUGAUCCCCAGCUAGCUGUAGCUAUUCAGAACAUCCCAGAGGAGCCCCAGCAAAGAGCAAGAGACUCACUAGAGAGCAAAAGGCUGGUGCCGAUACACUGCUCCAGCACACUGGGAUCCAGGGAGCCAUCAUUAACCCCAGGCCUCAAUAGAAGAGUGCUCUCUGGGUAUGAACGCAGAGGGUCUGGAGCCUUUUUGUUGGACCACCACCACACCCAAUGCAGACCCAAGUCUCUGCCACCUCUGAAUAUCAGCUCUUCAAAGACUCCCCUCCUCCUCGGCUCCAGUGGAGGGAGUGGUUUGUGUGAGAAAGAGCCAAACCUGAAAUCUUUCAUUCCAUCUGCUCCUCCUGGACACCCAAAGGAGCUGACCAGGCGCAUGCUGCUGAGGAGACACUCAAUGCAGACCGAGUUCAAAACCACAGCUUAAAAUCAAACCUGGGAGAAAAAGCUCAGCAAUAUGAUCUCAUGUAAAAUGUCUUGCUAUUUAAUGUAGUGUCUGUGUUGUAAA